CAGACUCAAACGCAGGGAGGAUUAAAUAUGAGAGAGAAAGGGAGAGAGUGAAAGACGACAAGAGAGACAGCGCGAGAGAGAGAGUGAAAGACGGCAAGAGAGAGAGAGCUAGAGAGAGAGUCAGAUGCGUAGUGUAGCGGUGGGAUAGGACCAGAAGAAGCUCCACACGCGACACAACGCAGAGCAGCCACACAGAGACGAAGUCACAACCCUCCAUCACACUCUUCUCACUGGAUACUACAGCAACCUGUCCUAUCAUAGAUGUCUCACUGGAUACUACAGCAACCUGUCCUAUCAUAGAUGUCUCACUGGAUACUACAGCAUAUCAUCAUCUUAAACUGUAGCAUACUACAGACAACCUGAGCAAAAAAUACUCAACUAGUUUUACAACUUUUCUUUUUGGACACCGGUGUCUCAGAUGAAACCCUGACGAUGGACUCGAUCAUUAAUUAAGUUUAUUCCCACAGAGUGUGCGGCUUAUAUUUUCUAAAGACUCCUCCCUGUGUGAUCGGAGGAGAAGACGGGAGGACGGACGAUUCUGGAGGUUUUGGUUGGAGGUUACCUGCCUACUAUCAAGGAGAAUGAGUCUUUUUUCUAUAACGGAUACUGGGAUCCCGAGGAGGAUGUUUCUAUAAGUAAUAUUGGGCUUCGUUUCGAUAAAUCAUCCGUCAGCUCAAGGAGAGAGAAGAUUGUUUUGUAUUGACCAAGAGAGAGAGAGAGGGGUGAGUGAAACUUGAACUGCCUGUAUGUGCAGCUGGCUAUAUAAAUGUGUUAAGUGGGCUGGACAGAAUGCUGAUUUAUUUUUUCCAAAACCGUCCCCUCGUUCUCUCUGUGCCCGUGCUAUCAGUCGCAGACAGCUGGGUUAGUGACUCGUCUGACUGGAUAAAAGGACAUUAGAUUAUAACGUAAAGAAAAAGGAGAAGAGACUGCAGUGGACUACGGCUUCCCCAGACAUGGUGUUGACAUCAAAACAGGUGUUACAUUUUUCAGAAAAAAGAAAAAAAAAGCUAAGAUGAACUGUAUCGGACAAUAAGUUGACUCUUUAAAGCUGAUUUCUUCAGCUCACAAGAGAACUACAACUGUCCAUUUCUGUGGACCGUAAAGAUAAUAAAUGGACAAUAAAGUAUUCUUCUUCUAAAUGGAGAAAGAACUACAACGGAAUUGAUUGUCUAUAAAGCUUUCCGAGGACCAUUAAGAGAGAGGACUCCAGUAGGACUCAGCCUUUCCACGUGUUUUUAUUAUAGCUCUGAAGAGAGAGGAAGUCGUCAGACCAGCGUACAGUUUAAACAGGGUGUCUGAUGAGUACUGCCACAGCAACAGUUCAUGAGACACUGACGUGAUAUUUAUGGACUUUGAGUAGGUGAGAAGUAUAAACUUAAUCCACUUUCAGCUAUCACUGAGCUGUGAUGCAGAAGUACAUUAACCCUAAUCGACUUUCAGCUAUCACUGAACUGUGAUGCAGAAGUACAUUAACCCUAAUCGACUUUCAGCUAUCACUGAACUGUGAUGCAGAUGUACAGUACAUCCCCAGAGCCAAAUAAUGAUCAUGGGCUUUCGUCAGGGAUCAAACCCAACCAGGGCAGCGACUGAGUGACCUUUGGGGCUAUUGAACUAGUUAUUUUCUCCUCUCUGUUUUUCCGGCCAAGUGGAAAGGCCGUUCUGGCAGUUGUCAAUCUACGGCUGUAGCUGCUAUAUACCCCAACCAAUCCAAGCUCCUGUUGAGACAGAAACAGUACAACAACUCCCAACUCCACUCCCAUUUGGAAACAGAGAGGAAGACAGAGAGAGACAGAGAGAGAGAGAGAAAGCACUAACCAAACUCCUAUUGAGACAUAGAGAGACAUUACUCUCACCAAAACAGAGACCGUGCACCAAAUCAAGCCCCACGGACGGACGUAUAGAUUCUACGCCUGGUGACACUCUGGCCACUCUCUCGUCCCAUCGGCGCCAUGUUCUGGUCUCAGGGUGUAGCUGCCCCUCUGGUGCUGGUGUUGAACCCUCUCCUCCUAGUGUUGCUGCUGCAACAGCAGGUAACUGAGGCUGAGGUCUGGGCUGAGGCCGAGAUAGGGGCUGAUGCUGGGAUCGGAGCAGAGGCCGGGGUUGGGGUUGGGGUCUGGGUUGAUGCUGGAGUUGGGGCUGAGGCCAAGGUCGGGGAUGAGGCUGGGGUCAGGGGUAAGGCUGAGGUCGGGGCUGAGGCAGUGACUGAGGAUGGGGUCAGGGCUAAGGCUAAGGUCAGGGCUAAGGCUGGGGUUGGGGCUGAGGCUGUGACUGAGGCUGGUGUCAGGGCUAAGGCUAAGGUCAGGGCUAAGACUGGGGUUGGGGCUGAGGCUGUGACUGAGGCUGGGGUUGGGACUGAGGUCGGGGCUGAUUCUGGGGUCGGUGCUUGGGUCAGGGCUAAUGCUGAGGUCAGGGCUGGGGUUGGGGCUGAGACUGUGACUGAGGUCGGGGUUGAGGCCGGACCUGGGGCUGAGGCCGGACCUGGGGCUGAGGCCGGAACUGGGGCUGAGGCCGGACUUGGGGCUGAGACCAGUAUCGGAGCUUGUUUGGCUGGGGUCGGGACUAGUGAGGCCGAGGAUGGGGCUGAGGUCGGGGCUAGUGAGGCUGAGGCUGAGGUCAGCAGCUGUCCCAAGGGAUGCCUGUGUUGCUCCGACAUCCUCAGCUGCGCCGACCAGGGUCUGAAGGCGCUGCCCUCUGAGCUGCAUGCGUACAUCACCACCCUAGACCUCAACCACAACCACCUGACUGAGUUGAAGGAGGGAAGCUUUGCUGCGCUGCCCCGUCUGGAGUCCCUCCGCCUGGCUCACAACCGGCUGAAAUGCCUCGAGGCCGGAACCUUCCGGAACAGCAGAUCGCUACGGCAACUGGACCUGUCGUCCAAUCAGCUAGACAAAGUGGAGGUGCACUACUUUCUGGAGCUGACAGGAUUGGAGGAGCUGCUGCUCUUCAACAACCGCAUCGUUCGGGUGGAGAGCAAGGCCCUUGCGGCGCUCGGCAACCUGCGCAAGGCCUACGUCAGCCACAACCACCUCACGGACUUCCCAUUCUUCUCCAUCCAGGAGGACAGCCACCCCUUCCUGGCCACCAUGGACCUGUCCUCCAACAGCAUGUCCAAACUCCCCCUGGUGGACAUCGAGACCCUGCCGGCGGCCUUGCAGAGCGGACUCUUCCUCCACAACAACACCCUGAUCUGCGAGUGCGAAAUGUACAAUAUGUUCCGGCGCUGGGAACAGAAGGGAUUCACCUCAGUCAGGGAUUUUCGUGAGGAAUACACCUGCCUGGUGUACGGGGAACGCAAGGCCUCCGUUAAGUUUUUCCAGCACAGACGCUUCUUUGAACUGAACUUAAACUGCAGUUCGGCGGUGGCUGGAGCUGUCAGGGAGCCUGAGGGCAGCCUGCUGGUGUACGAAGGAGAUGGCGUGGUUCUGGACUGUCACACCACGCUCAGAGGACAGCACCUGACCUACCUGUGGGUGUCACCUCACCAUGGAGCCGGUGCUCCGCCGGAGAACAACGGCACUCUCCGCAUGCACGCCAACGGCAGCCUAGAGAUCGUAUCAGCGCAGGCUGAGGACUCCGGCGUGUACUGGUGCAAGGUCUUCGACACAGUCAAGAAGAACGAGUCAUGGGAGGUCAACGUGACGGUGUUGAUGCGGCACGACGAGGCUGAGCCCUUCAACACGGGGUUUACGACCCUCAUAGGGUGCGUGACGACCCUCGUCCUGGUCCUCAUGUACCUCUACCUGACCCCCUGCCGCUGCUGGUGCUGCAAGCACCCCCUGCCGCCGGGUACCCCCAGCCCCGCCAACGACCAGUCCUCGAUCCUGACCUCCCCCCCACCCAGCACCACAGAGGGCCCAGGCCGCAAGAUGUGUGAAUCUACCUUUACUAUCACCGAUCAAACUCCUCGUCUGGGAGCAUGGAACAAUCUUCCAUCACCACGGUAACAUCAGACGGCAGGGCAACCGACAGAGGCCGACUCCGGAUGAUGUCACAAAAACCACAACAACAACAACAACAAGAGAGAAGACUAAAGUCUUUAAAGUAGGACUGAAUAGUCUUCUAUAACCAGCGUCAACAAAGACCAGUGUCUCCUGUAUAGGCACAGAGCGGUUUCUCCGUACACCACAAACAAGAGCCAACUAACUACCUAUGCACAUCUCACUCAAUCACUGUGAAUUGUAAUGCUUUUAACGGAGCCACUAGGCCAAAUAUAUCAGUAUUGUUAGGCUAUAGCACGGUGACAAAGAGGACACUAUUAGCAAUCAUUUGAAACAUUAUUAUGUAGAUAGUGAAAGUAGUCUAGAAUAACACAAUAUAGAAUGACUGACCUAUAGUAGUGCAGAAUUAUUUGUAGAUUAUUUACUGAAAAUUGUUUGUAGAUUAUUUAGUGUAGAUUGUUUGUAGAUUAUUUAGUGCAGAUUAUUUGUAGAUUAUUUAGUGCAGAUUGUUUGUGGAUUAUUUAGUGUAGAUUAAUUGUAGAUUAUUUAGUGUAGAUUAUUUGUAGAUUAUUUAGUGUAGAUUAAUUGUAGAUUAUUUAGUGCAGAUUGUUUGUAGAUUAUUUAGUGUAGAUUAAUUGUAGAUUAUUUAGUGUAGAUUAUUAGUAGAUUAUUUAGUGUAGAUUAAUUGUAGAUUAUUUAGUGUAGAUUAUUUGUAGAUUAUUUAGUGCAGAUUGUUUGUAGAUUAUUUAGUGUAGAUUAAUUGUAGAUUAUUUAGUGUAGAUUUUGCAGAUUUUUCGUGUAGAUUAUUUGCAGAUAAUUAAGUGCAGAUAAUUUAAUGUAUAUUAUUUAGUGCAAAUUAUUUGUAGAUUAUUUAGUGUAGAUUAAUUGUAGAUUAUUUAGUGUAGAUUAAUUGUAGAUUAUUUAGUGUAGAUUAAUUGUAGAUUAUUUAGUGUAGAUUAAUUGUAGAUUAUUUAGUGUAGAUUUUGCAGAUUUUUUGUGUAGAUUAUUUGCAGAUAAUUAAGUGCAGAUAAUUUAGUGUAUAUUAUUUAGUGCAAAUUAUUUGUAGAUUAUUUAGUGUAGAUUAUUUGCAGAUAAUUUAAUGUAGGUUAUUUGCAGAUUUGUUAGUGUAGAAUCUUUGUAGAUUCAGUAGAUACUUGGGACAAGAUGGGGUUGGGUGAGCAGGGGAUGGGCAAUAAAUAAAUGUGAUGAAAUGGAGAAA
This is a messenger RNA of Oncorhynchus masou masou (cherry salmon), 5157 nucleotides long. RefSeq names its product amphoterin-induced protein 3-like. Bases 1950 to 3944 code for a protein of 664 amino acids. Gene Ontology annotation, molecular function: protein binding. NCBI's taxonomy places the organism in Eukaryota, Metazoa, Chordata, Actinopteri, Salmoniformes, Salmonidae. The record is from RefSeq and is a predicted model, not a curated record. The transcript has 2 exons.